Messenger RNA from Penaeus indicus, 2370 nucleotides. RefSeq names its product membrane progestin receptor gamma-like. Bases 504 to 1652 code for a protein of 382 amino acids. The transcript has 3 exons. Lineage: Eukaryota; Metazoa; Arthropoda; Malacostraca; Decapoda; Penaeidae. Gene Ontology annotation, cellular component: membrane. Gene Ontology annotation, molecular function: signaling receptor activity. The record is from RefSeq and is a predicted model, not a curated record.
AAGGUGCGUAGCGCAGAGGGUGCCAGUCUCACAUGUGAUCUGUAACUGGAAACGCAGAAAGCUCUCGCCUGGAUCCAUGAAAUAUCUCUCAUAAUCAAAUAGUAAUACAGAAGGGCUGGGUCGCCGGCGCGCAGCUUCAGGACACCCUCGUGGAAUGGAGAGGAACACGGAGCCUCACGCCGUGGCCGCCGGUGAUCAUUAAGCCGAGUCGUGGACUGCAAAGAUUACCUGCUGGCCUUCUGGAACCCUCUAAGAAUCAAGCGCACCUCCAGCAGAAGCGACUCACCUGCGACGAAGCGUAUUAUCAACGACGGAUCCACACGAACACCAGGUGUUGCUGAGUGAAGUUACUGCCAUUACCUCACACGAUUCUUGUUCGCAUCGCUGAACUCACCAGCUGCCAAAGACCUGUUCGAUAGAGUCGAAGCUGUAAUUCACCCAGGAGUUGGUUCGUUGUUCUCAAAGGAAGUCUUUGUAGCGAAUAAUAAUUAGGAUACGCCGAGAUGUUUCCUGGCGCUGGGUACGUGACGGGUCGGCUCCGCGAAGCUGGGAAUGUGACGUACCGCUUGCGGGAGGCUUCGCGGCUCCCGAAGGUGCGGGUCCGGCGGGUAGAUGAAGUCUCGGAGCCCUUGCGGGAACCCGGCAUCAUAACCGGCUACAGAAAUGAGAACUGCACUGUCCUCCAGGCCGUUGUUUCGCUCUUCAAUGCCACCAAUGAAACGGUCAACUUCUGGACACAUUUCCUGGCGUCUGUCUACUUCAUCUGGCUCCUCGCGUCUCUCUCCUCCGCAAUGCCACUCUUUGAUGAUCCGUAUUUAUACCCGCUUACCUGCUACUUGUUUACCUCGUGUGGGUAUCCACUCAUGAGCUGCAUAGCGCAUGCCUUCUCCUGUCUUUCCAUAACGGCCACACACGUGUGUUAUUUUCUGGACUAUGCUGCCCUCUCCGUGUACACUUGGGGCGUCGCAUAUGCCUACUACAGCUACUGCUUAGCGCCACAACUCAUGGACUCGUGGUUCGCUCAGAUCUUCCUUCCUGUGGCGCUGAUGAACGCAGUGUCUGCCACAUUCUGCGCCUGUCUGUCGCGCUUUAUUGUCAACCCAAUCAUCCAGAAGUCGUUGCGGGUGUCAGCCUUCGUGGUGCCGGCAGUGUGGGACCUGACGCCUCUUGCCCUUUGGCUGUACACCUGCGACGCCAGCGCGGAGUCCUGCGGAGAGUCCCGCAUCCACCACAUCAACCAGUACGUGUGCGUCAUCGUUGCCUCCUUCUUCUACGGCUCGCACUUUCCCGAGCGCCUUGCACCGGGUCGCUUCGACAUUGUCGGUCACUCGCAUAACCUGCUUCACGUGUUCAGCUUCCUGGCGACCAACGAACAAAUGCGCGCCGUGCUCAUUGACCUGAAGUUGCGGCGUGGCGUCCUUGAGAGCGUAGGCUGGAUUCCCAACCUGAAGCUGCUGACACUUGUCACGCCCUGUUUAAUAAUAACCAUUAUUAUCCUCGUACUGGUCAUGACACGACUCCUGUCUCACAAAACCGCCACCGACACAGCUGCGAAUCCGAACAAAGCUUGCUCCUCCGCGGCUGCAGAGACGUCUUCCCCGCCGCCUUGCCCCACCAACGGGCACCUUGACAAUAAAGUGAAGGAAGAGUGACCAAAAGUGGUUCGUAGUCGCCUUACCUUCGUGGCUGAUCCUCGUAUCUCCUGCUGAGUGCAGAGUGUAUGUAUCGAAUUAUCUGGGAAUCACAAUCGCUAUCGCAACGGGGAGAAGACAUUUACUUUGAAAUCUACGAAGUUGCAGAGGUGUAGCUAAGGUGCGCCGGUCAAGUGAUAGGUGUAACUCAAUAUUAAUCUGUGAAUAGUGGGCGUACUCCUUAAUGUUUGGUCUAAAGUGCCUUACAGUGGAUGUAUGAAAAAGAAACGUGAAAUGCAAGUGACGAAAAAAUGUAAAUGUAAAUUUUAUCUAUGCACAGCUUUCAUAGUCGCUAAGUGUGAUGUUUUGAAGACCAAACCGAAAUACAAAGGGUAAAAAAAAAAUCAGCCGAUUACAUCAUAUUUUAUAGCUACGAAUACCCAUUUAAGAUAACAAAGUCUUUCUUUGAACUUGGUAAUGAUUGAGAGUUAUUGUUAUUUACAUUGCUACUGCCAGGGUCCACCUGUCGGUGUCUUAAAUGCAAACCAUCUCACUGAUGAAAAAUAUCUGGUAGAGCACAAAAAGUUUGGGUGCCUUCAUAUCAUUAUUGAUAAUUAAUCUUUUUCAGCACGAUUCACACUCAUGUCAUCAUAAAUUGCAGCAGUUGAAUAACAUUCCAGACUGCUCACCACAUUCCACAUAGUAUACAUUACGUAUUAUUUAUGAAAAAAAUAUACAC